Molecule: messenger RNA, 4500 nt
Organism: Choloepus didactylus (southern two-toed sloth)
Lineage: Eukaryota; Metazoa; Chordata; Mammalia; Pilosa; Megalonychidae
Gene: REST
Product: RE1 silencing transcription factor
Exons: 4
Coding region: 335-3523 (1062 amino acids)
Biological process (GO): regulation of gene expression
Cellular component (GO): nucleus
Source: RefSeq, a predicted model, not a curated record
GUCGGGCGGGUUGAGUCAGCCCCGGGGCCCGGGCGGUUCCGCCAAUGGCGCUGGACAGCGAUUCCUGCACUGGAGCCGCCUCGGCCCUCCACGCCUGGCCGCCCCGCCGCCCGACCUGGCGGGGCCGGGGUGCGCGUCUCUCCAGAUACGUAGGGGAGUGAAGUUCGCAAACUUCCGGGGCGCGCGGGCGGCGGUCGGCGCGCGUGGGGGGCCCUCUCCGGCGCUCCGGGCCCGACGCCUCCGGAGGGCGCCCGCGGAGUCCCACCGGUCCUCCGCGGAGGGCGAGUUCGAAGGCGAUCAGACGAGUCGGGACGUCAGCGUUCCGAAUACAGAUAUGGCCACCCAGGUAAUGGGACAGUCCUCUGGAGGAGGAGGACUGUUCACUGGCAGUGCAAACAUUGGCAUGGCCUUGCCAAACGACGUGUAUGACUUGCAUGACCUCUCCAAAGCCGAACUGGCUGCCCCUCAACUUAUCAUGUUGGCAAAUGUGGCCUUGACUGGGGAAGUAAAUGGCAAUUGCUGUGAUUACCUAGUUGGUGAAGAAAGACAGAUGGCAGAACUGAUGCCUGUUGGGGAUAACAACUUUUCAGAUAGCGAUGGAGAAGGACUUGAAGAGUCUCCCGAAAUAAAAGGUGAACCUAAUGGAAUGGAAAACAUGGAACUUGGAAGUUUGGAACUCAGUGUUGUAGAACCACAGCCUGUAUUUGAGGUAUCUGCUGCCCCAGAAAUUUAUAACUCAAAUAAAGAUCUUCCUACUGAAACACCUGGAGCAGAGGACAAAUCCAAGAACUUGAAGACAAAACCCUUUCGCUGUAAGCCAUGCCAGUAUGAAGCAGAAUCUGAAGAACAAUUUGUGCAUCAUAUUAGAGUUCACAGUGCCAAGAAAUUUUUUGUUGAAGAAAGUGCAGAGAAGCAAGCAAAAGCCAGGGAAUCUGGUUCUUCCACUGCAGAAGAGGGAGAUUUCUCCAAAGGUCCCAUUCGCUGCGACCGAUGUGGUUACAAUACCAACCGAUAUGAUCACUAUACUGCACAUCUGAAACAUCACACCAGAGCUGGGGAUAAUGAGCGAGUCUACAAGUGCAUUAUUUGCACGUACACCACAGUAAGCGAGUAUCACUGGAGGAAACACUUGAGAAACCAUUUUCCUAGGAAAGUGUACACAUGUGGAAAAUGCAACUAUUUUUCAGACAGAAAAAACAAUUAUGUUCAGCACGUUCGUACUCACACAGGAGAACGCCCAUAUAAAUGUGAACUUUGUCCUUAUUCAAGUUCUCAGAAGACUCAUCUAACUAGACAUAUGCGUACUCACUCAGGUGAGAAGCCAUUUAAAUGUGAUCAGUGCAGUUAUGUGGCCUCUAAUCAACAUGAAGUAACCCGCCAUGCAAGACAGGUUCACAAUGGACCUAAACCUCUUAACUGCCCACACUGUGACUACAAAACAGCAGAUAGAAGUAACUUCAAAAAACAUGUAGAGCUGCAUGUUAACCCACGGCAGUUCAAUUGCCCUGUUUGUGACUAUGCAGCUUCCAAAAAGUGUAACCUGCAGUAUCAUUUCAAAUCUAAGCAUCCUACUUGUCCUAAUAAAACAAUGGAUGUUUCAAAAGUGAAACUUAAAAAAACCAAAAAGCGUGAGGCUGACUUGCCUGAUAAUAUUACCAAUGACAAAACAGAAACACAGCAGACGAAAAUAAAGGGAGAUACAGCUGGAAAGAAAAAUGAGAAGCCUGUAAAAGUAGAGAAAAAAGAUAAUGUUUCAAAAGAGAAAAAGCCUUGUAGUAAUGCCUCAGUAGUUUCUACCAGAACUCGCAAAUCUGCAGCCGAGCCUAAAGAGAUGGAUGUGCAUCCAGGAAAUAAAUCCUGUAAAACUAAGAAAAGCAAAAGGAAGAUGGAAACAGAUGCCCAUUCCUUUAAUGAUCCUGUGCAUAAUGAAGAACCUGUGACAAAAAAGAAAAAGAAAGUAGAAAGCAGAUCCAAAAACUGUCAGGAAUUACCAAAGGGUGACGGCAAAGUGGAGGAGAAUAAAAAGCAAAAUACCUGCAUGAAAAGAAGUACAAAGAAGAAAACUCUGAAAAAUAAAUCUAGUAAGAAAAGCAGCAAGCCUCCUCAGAUAGUUCCUGCUCAGAAGGGGCCUGUUCAGAAGGGACCUGUUCAGGUGGAGCUGCUUCACCUGGAGUCUGCUCAGAAAGGGCCUGUUCCAAUGGAGUCUCCCCCUGUGCGGUCUGCUCAGAUGGAACCUACUCCCAGGGAGCCUGUUAAGAAAGGGCCUACUCUGAUGGAUUCUGCUCAGGUGGAACCUCCUCCCAGGGAGCCUGUUAAGAAAGGAUCUGCUCAAAUGGAUCCUCUUCCCGUGGAGUCUGCUCAGAUGGAACCUCCUCCCAGGGAGCCUGUUAAGAAAGGAUCUGCUCCAAUGGAUCCUCUUCCUAUGGAGUCUGCUCAGAUGGAACCUCCUCCCAGGGAGCCUGUUAAGAAAGGAUCUGCUCUAGUGGAUCCUCUUGCCAUGGAGUCUGCUCAGCUAGGACCUGCUCAGGUGGAACCUCCUCCUGUGGAGUCUUCUCAGAUAGGAUCUGCUCCCGUGGAGCCUCCUCCUGUGGAGUCUGCUCACCUGGGACCUGCUCAUUUGGAGCCUCCUCCCAUGGAGUCUGUUCCUCCUCAGAUGGAGCCAAUCCCCAGAAGGUCUCCUCGUCCGAAAGAUAAUAAAAUGGAAAAGUCUGGCAAGCAGAGUGAAAUGGCACGGAAGGAGCAAGUACUUAUUGAAGUUGGCUUAGUGCCUGUUAACAAAGAUAGACAGGUUCUAACGGAAAGUACGUGUGCACAGGAUCUCCUACCAUCAUCACCACCACUGCCAAAGGAAAACUUAAAAGAAAAGGAAUCAAAAGACCAAAAAUUAUGCUCUGAAGGGGAAGGAAUUAAAGAAGUCCUUCAAAAAGCAGAAGUGGCAGAUAACAGUAUAGCUGAUCUUGAUGCUAGUACUGAGGAACCUACCAGUAUUUCAUCCUCUGAACAGAACUUGAAGAACAUGCCAGAGCAUGAGAUUUUGGAUGGUAAGCAUCGGGCUGACACUAUGCCUGGUGAAAUGAAAACUGACACUGAUCAGAACACAACAGAGAACCUUGCCGGUGAAGACUCAGCAGUUGAAGAACCAAUUUCCCCACUGCUUCUUCCACCAGUAGAAGGAGAAGCAGUGUCCAAAACCACUCUGGCAUCACCUUCUGUUACUACAGCAGCGAAUGAGCCUCAGGAAAUUGAUGAAGAUGAAGGUAUCCACAGUCAUGAUGGAAGUGAUCUAAGUGACAACAUGUCAGAGGGUAGCGAUGAUUCUGGAUUGAAUGGGGCUCGGCCAGUUCCACAAGAAGCUAGUAGAAAAAAUGCAAAAGAAGCCUCCGGAGUCAAAGUGGCUGAGGGAGAUUUUGUUUGUAUAUUUUGUGAUCGUUCUUUUAGAAAGGAAAAAGAUUAUAGCAAACACCUCAACCGCCAUUUGGUUAAUGUAUAUUUCCUUGAAAAAGCGGCUAAAGGGCAGGAGUAAUUUAGUGUUGGACAAGGCCACAGUUCUUACUUUGUCAGAUCUAUUACAUUUUAUAUUAAUUUACAGUAGUAGACAACUUUUUAUUUUUAAGAUUGCUUUAAUUAGUGUCAUGUUGAUAUUUCAUUGGCACUGUUUUCCUUAUAACUUUUUGUAUACCAUUUGAUUGUGGUAGAAGUUAGCAAAACUAAAAGAGUUAGUGUACUAAACCAGCAGAAAACUUAAUUUGUGAGUUUAUACAAUUAAUUGAAAUACGAAAGCCAAGAUGGUAUAAUAGUCUGUUUUGUCCAGCUACAAUUUGUCAGUUUUUUCACUAUUUGUUUUCCCGUUUCACUUUAUUCUUAGAUCUUUUUCUAGCUCUAUAAAAAUUGGCAUACUUAAUAGCAAAUUACUUGAAGACUUUGCCUGCUUUAUAUAAAGUUAGCACUUUAAAUUUUUUUAGAGAUGAGAAGAGACAUUUAAACAGAAGAAAAAUUCUCCCAACAAUGGACAGUCUAUUAGUCCAGGUAUUUACUUCCUGAGUUGUGAUCAAUAUUACUUAUUUGUGUAUGUUAGUCAUAAAAACAGAUUUGGGUGGUUUGUUUUUUUUCUGUUUUUUUUUUUGGUGCUUUAAUGGCUUAAGAUGUUGCACAUUUUUUUUAAACCUAUGCAGUUAAAUUUUUUUCUUAGAAAUAGUAUUUUUGUUGAAAGUAACACUUUAUACAUAUAUAUGCAUGUUGUUUUGGCCUCCUUGGAGGGAUGCUUUUAGGCUUGUUUGCAAAAGGGCAGUUUUCUUUUUCUUUGCUGCAAUUGUCUUUUUUGCAGAGUAUUAGUAUGUGCAAGUUUGUGAGCAAAUGAAACAUGCAGGUUCAAUCCAUUGGUUUGAUUUUCACAUAUCUAUGCUAGAAUCUGUAUUUCAUAUAAUUUAUUUAUUUUGAAUGGAUGUAGUAAAUUUGCAACUCUGAAUUUUGAUUUUGCAAUAAAUAAACCACUAGGCUGUA